UCCUCCUCAUACACCUGAUCAGUGUGGUUUGAACUUCUCAGUCUCUCCUCAGCAGCACUACUACUCUUCUACUUGUCUCUUGAAAUACCUCUGCAAGAAUUCCGGAAGCUGAUUCCCAACAAGAUAUGAAGUUACUCAGCCAGAUUGUUUUUCUGCUCUUGAUUGGGGGAAUCUUUUGUCAGAACAACCGAAAUGCUAAAGCAAGUGGUAAAUCCACCAAGAAGUCUGGUGGGAAUCAAGGAGGUGAUGUUUCCACUGAGGUUGAGCUCACUUCAGGAGGCACUGGAAAUACUGGAGGUACUGGUAACAUUCGAGGUACUGGAAACACUGGAGGAACCGGAGGCACUGGUGGUGCUGCUGAAUCAGGACGAGAAAGCACAGCGGGAGCUCGAGCAGCUGGACAACAGACAGAUGAGAUGAGGCUGCACUUCCUCAAGAACACCCAGGUUACAUGCAACGAUGGAACAGCAGCUGGGUUUUACCUAAAGGAGUUCAGAGGAAGCCGUCGAUGGCUGUUAUUUCUGGAAGGUGGCUGGUGCUGUUACAGCAAAGAGACCUGUGAUUCCCGGUACCAAAAUAUCCCCCGACUAAUGAGCUCAUUGAUGUGGCCCCAAACAAAAAGAGGGACUGGAAUAUUGUCAGCCCAAGCAGAGGAAAAUCCACACUGGUACAAUGCAAACAUUGUAUUUAUCCCAUAUUGUUCCAGUGAUGUGUGGAGCGGCACAGGACCAGCGCCAAACCCUCCCCCGAGACCAAGAGGCCGAGAGAAAGAAAGAGACAGAAAUGCAAACACAACUGAAUACACCUUCAUGGGAUCUCUGAUCAUUCGAGAGGUCAUCAAAGAUCUCGUCCCUAAAGGAAUAAAGCAGGCCAAGGUUGUCAUGUUGUCUGGCAUAAGCGCUGGUGGGACAGGUGUUUUACUGAACAUCGAGAGGGUGGCCAGUCAGCUCGAGCAGCUCGGUGCAGAGGCUCAGGUCCGAGGCCUUGUGGAUUCUGGUUGGUUUCUACAGAGUAAACUGCAGAGAUCACCAAACUGCCCUGAAACUGUAUCAUGUUCUCCUGAAGACGCUAUCAAAAUAGGCCUCAGGCUGUGGAAUGGAGUUGUGCCCGAUAGAUGUCGGCAACUCUAUAAGAGAGGAGAGGAAUGGCAGUGCUUCUUUGGUCACAACCUAUACUCUACCUUGACCUCCCCGUUGUUUAUCGUACAGUGGCUGUUUGAUGAGGAGCAGCUGAGAAUGGAGAACAUCUACAUGGGAGGACAGAGUCUGUCUGAGCAGCAGUGGCAGUACAUACAGAACCUGGGCCGGGAACUCAAGAACACCCUCACCGAUGUCACGGCAGUGUUUGCUCCAUCCUGCCUCUCACAUACAGUGAUAACUAAAAGUAACUGGAUGACUUUCCAAGUUAGAGGCACCUCUCUGCCACGGGCUUUACACUGCUGGGACCGAAAUCUGGAGGCAAUACGUAACAACAGAACCCCUGCCAAAGGCUGCCCAUUCCACCUGGUGGACACCUGCCAGUGGCCCCAGUGCAACCCCACAUGCCCCGUUCUGAUGGACCAGGCCACCCAACAGGAGCUCACUUUGGUCCAGAUGCUAGUGGCUAUGGGCCUUGACCUCCAGAAGCUGGGUGUAGAUUCCCAAGAUGCUGAUUCGCUGGUCAGCAUGGUUAGCAAUGGUGGUUAAGUUAAAAAGGAUGGUGGAAUUAAAGAGGUAGCCAUACAUUGGGUUGAUGGUGGAAAAAAUGUGUUGAAAUUUUUAAUGUAACCACAGAAAUAGUACAGAAAUGUGGUUACUACUUCUUGUGCCGCUCAGCAUUCCAUUAUGCUCCGUGUGUGUGUUAAACUGGUGACUUGGCUGGCGGGUGUGUCACAGUGUCUGGGUGGGAAUGUUUGGCUCUCCCUCUACUGGACAACAGAUACAAGUGCUUUCUAAAUCCCAGUGUGCUGUACUUGUAGUAGAGGAGGCUUACAUUUUGCAGAUAGCCAGACACAUCCUCAUGAUGACACUCUUUUUACCACCCUACAUGAAAAUUCAACCUCUGAGCAUGGUAGUAGAAAAGAAUACUUUUUAAAGAUUAAAGAUUCUUAGAAAUAUCAGUGGUGCAAGCAUGUUGCACCUAUUUGUCAGCAUUGGGAAUAGCAUGAAACAUAAUUAGUGUAGUUAUAAUCUUUCUCCCUCACAUCACAGUCAUUUGUUUCUUUGGAAUUUUUAACCAUUUCCCAUGUAUUUGAAGCUUUAUCAGGAUGCACCACAUUUAAACUGUUUAUAUUUUUAUUCAGCUUGUUGUUGCACACACAGUUCCAAAGACAAUCAUCAUUGCAACUUAUGUCACUUAGUUAUAGCCACAAUCUCCUAAUGCAGUGCUGAGAUAUAUUGCUUUGUGUGCAUGUAAGACAAAAGUGUGAUUACUUAUUGAUACUCAUCUGACUUGGCCAGCACGAGCACAUCACAGCCCCACUACAUGUGUAAGGUGUAAUCUAAAACUUUAGUUCCUGUUUACUCAUUUUGCAUGUGAGGUUUGCGCAAUAAAGAUCAACUUAACUUCACACAUGACAAUGGGGUUGCUACUGCUCAUUGCAUUAAAAUAUAAUCUGUAUCUAAGGACCUACAAAGACAUAAUACAGACUCUGUAUUGCAAUUUAUAUUUCACUAGUGCUUUAAAACAUUAGCAAGUAUUACUGUAUUCAAUGUUUUAUUUUCAUCUAGGUACUGUAAUAACUAUUUCAACUGGUGGUGAUGUACCUGCCAG
Sphaeramia orbicularis (orbiculate cardinalfish) is the source of this 2751-nucleotide messenger RNA. It is a transcript of the gene notum2, whose product is annotated as notum pectinacetylesterase 2. NCBI's taxonomy places the organism in Eukaryota, Metazoa, Chordata, Actinopteri, Kurtiformes, Apogonidae. Gene Ontology annotation, biological process: protein depalmitoleylation; negative regulation of canonical Wnt signaling pathway. Gene Ontology annotation, molecular function: palmitoleyl hydrolase activity. The transcript has 13 exons. Bases 126 to 1685 code for a protein of 519 amino acids. The record is from RefSeq and is a predicted model, not a curated record.